AUGAGCGCCUCCGUCGCAGCUAAGCGUCUCUUUCAAGAGUACCGGCUCCUGACCAACGACCCGCCAGAAGGCAUCAUGGCUGGUCCGGUGAAUGAGGACGACCUUUUUUCAUGGGAAGCUCUAAUCCAAGGCCCCGAAGGCACGCCAUUCGAGGGUGGCGUAUUCCCUGCCAUUCUUACGUUUCCCAAGGAUUAUCCUCUCGCGCCACCGACUAUGAAGUUUACUUGUGACUUGUGGCAUCCGAACGUCUAUCCCUCCGGUCUAGUCUGCAUUUCUAUCCUUCAUGCUCCAGGGGACGACCCGAAUCAUUAUGAGCACGCGUCAGAGAGAUGGAGUCCGAUUCAAAGCGUGGAGAAGAUUUUGAUUAGCGUCAUGAGCAUGCUGGCGGAACCGAACGACGAGAGUCCUGCAAAUGUUGAGGCAGCGAAGAUGUGGAGGGAGCGGCGGAAGGAGUACGAGGAGCUUGUACGACAGAAUGUGCGGAGAGGGUUGGGGUUAUAA
Molecule: messenger RNA, 501 nt
Organism: Xylona heveae TC161
Lineage: Eukaryota; Fungi; Ascomycota; Xylonomycetes; Xylonales; Xylonaceae
Product: ubiquitin-conjugating enzyme
Exons: 2
Coding region: 1-501 (166 amino acids)
Cellular component (GO): cytosol; endoplasmic reticulum
Source: RefSeq, a predicted model, not a curated record